GCAAAAUGUCAAUGCGGUGUGUGCCUUACUUGUAAUUAUUACUGGCUUGUUAACGUUAAGUUUUUCCUUAAUAAACCCAUUUUGUUGAAUAUACACAACAGGUAGCUGAAGUCAUAAUAUAGCUACUAAAUAUAUGCUUAUAUGUAUGCCUGCUGCUGCUUGUAAUGACAUCAUACCAGCACAACCUUUCUUAUUUUUUUAUAAGUACUAAUUGGGUAGACAGCAACCCUAUUAGGAUGCGCAUCUCCAACAAGUCGCCUCCUCUGGAAAUCGAUUUCUUGAUCUGCGGAGACUGGCGCGAGCGGGCGCGUGAUUAUACACAGGGCGGGAGGAGCGCGAGACACACAUCCCGCAGGUGGAAGGGUCUUUUCCUCACAGAAGUCGAACAAGUGAGAAACUGUUGCUUCUUGGCGAUAUGAUAUCUUAACAAAGAAACGUGUUUUACUUUCAAAUGGACGCUUUCUUUCUGAUUUUGUCUUUUAAGUGAAAAAUAAUCGAAAGUUACAGGUUCUAAGAGUAAAUUUAUAAGUCUCACCUUAAAGAGUUUCCUCAAGAAUUAUAUGGUAGAUGUAAGCGUCUGUAAAGUGAACUGCCUUGAAGAAGCGGGAAAGGCUGCAAAUAAGCUGCAAACAGAGAAGACGGACAAAGACGAGACUUAAAGCUGACAGACAGCACAUAGAGCAGAGUGACCGUUAAAAUAAAAAGCCGGAAGGCGCGAGAACUGGAUGACAUAACGUUAGAGCGGUUCGAGCGCGAGAGACAAGCUGGAAAUCUGGUGUCAUUUCCAUAUUCUCUGGGAAUGUAUAAGUGAGAGAAGUUUAAUGAAGACCAGCAGGAAUUGUUACGAACCAGAUUUAAAAUUAUAUCUCACCAUCUAUUUACCACUGGGCAAACAGGACAUUUAAUAGCGGAGAGCUUAAUCUUGGACACUUGGUGGUUUAAGAGAUUUCAUAGUGUCACGAAAAUACAAAAUAAUAUAUUGUGUGGAACAAUAACGGAUUUUCUUGAUCAAUUUAAUCCAGGAAAACUGAGCCCAACCAAGCAGAGUUUGUCUGAGUGCUGCAGUGAAUAUGGACUCUUCUGGGAAUUCUCCAGAAUCACAACAGUUCUUGAACUUCCCAUGGAAAAAUAACACAGAGCCGCACAGCUGUCAGUCCACAAAUCUAUAAGGAGAAAUUACUGCCACACAACUCCCGAGACAGAAAUACACCAUCCCAUCAUCUGAUAGAAUCUCCAUCCAAGGACCAAAAUUUGGGGACACCAAAUCCCCUAUGUUGCUCAUAUCAGACAAGCUAUAUUUAUUUAUAUGACCAUUUAAACCUGCUGGAUCACCAAGAAUUGCAGUUUAUAUGGAGUGAUAACUCAGUCCAGUGUGUGCCAUGCAGAAUUGAGGGUUAUUCUGCUGGCACAUUUUGAUGAAGUCAAUACAAAUAAAAAGAGAAAAUAGAAGACAUUAAGACUUUAAUAAGAAUAAACACAAUCAUUCUUUAAUCCCCAAUAAACUGUAAUAAUUAUUGCAAUUUGGAUAUUUAAUUCUUUUGGAUGAAAGAGGAUAUUUCACAUCAAAAAAACAUCUCUGUGGCUUAUAUUACAGACACAAACCACAUUUUGUCGUAUUCUCCAAGCAAGCUUUCUAUCUCAUCUUAGUCCUUUAUCUAUCCCAAAAUUCAUUCUGGCCGGGCCUGUUUCUUCAAAAGGAGAGGAGGACUUCCUCUCUAUAGCUACCUCACGGCUCAGCCGCAGGAAGCGCGUUAUUGGGGCCGCAGUGGGUGUGGCCAUGGUGUUAGUGCUACUGGUUGCAAUUCCUCUUUUGGUCCACAGCACCAAGUUGGGUGGGUCAGGGGGUGGAGGCACGCAUUAUGAAAUGCUUGGAAGUUGUAAGAUGGUCUGUGACUCCCUGACACCCACCAAUGAAUUAACACCUGUUUCCCCUCCCCCUCAUGACAUACCUGGACGCAGAGGGGGAGGCAAGUCAGGCUUUCGUGGCAACCAAGGGCCACCAGGCCCACGUGGUCCACCUGGAGAACCAGGAAAACCAGGUCCUCCUGGACCUCCAGGUCCAGGCCCGGGAGGAUACAUCCCAUCAUUCUACAGCCCCAAAAUAGCCUUCUAUGCUGGUCUGCGCAAGCAACACGAAGGAAGUGAGAUACUAAAGUUUGACGAUGUGGUCACAAAUGUAGGGAACUACUAUGAGCCGACCACAGGAAAGUUUACCUGCCCUCUUCCUGGGAUCUACUUCUUCACCUAUCAUGUGCUUAUGAAAGGAGGGGAUGGAACUAGUAUGUGGGCAGACUUGAAGAAAAACGGACAGGUGAGGGCUAGUGCGAUCGCCCAGGACGCAGAUCAGAAUUAUGACUACGCCUCUAAUAGUGUGAUCCUGCAUUUAGAUGUGGGAGAUGAAGUGUGCGUGCAGCUGGAUGGCGGAAAAGUGCACGGAGGAAACACCAACAAAUACAGCACAUUCAGCGGCUUUCUUAUCUACCCCGACUAAUACAUAUACAGUACAUAUAUGCUAAAAAGUCAUUUGCAGAUAAUACAGAUGUUGUUCACCUGCUAUGAAGCUAUACAGUAGUGAUCAAGGUUAUAUCCAAAACCAUUAACAUUCACUAUACUGUAUAGAAAACAGUCAAGGUUAUAUAUUAACAACACAAUAACAAAGGGGGAAACUGUAGCCUUGAAAGUGUUUUUUAAGGUUACAGUUUCCCCCUUUGUUAUUUUAUUAUUAAUAUAUAACCUUAACUUAUACUACAGUAUUAAAGUCAACAUGGAAUGUGAUUGUAUGUCAAUAUUUAUAGUAGAAAUAUUGUGAAAAUUAAUAUGAUUGGGUGGGAAAUAUGGGUUUGUUUGUUUUUUUGUAACAAAUUAUAUUGCAAAGAAAAACUUUUUUGAAGUAAGGUCAACUAAUGAAUCAUCCUCUUAAGACCAGAAAUCUGCAUUAUGGAAAUAAAGUACAUUUUCUUUCAUGGUGAUGUCAAUGACAUUGUAGGCCAUAACCAUUGACUCAUUGAUCAAUUGAUCUUCUCCAUGUAAUCAAAGAUUAUUUGCUACUUUAUGACAUGUUGCAAAAAGGCCCAUCACUGCUGCACAGAAAGUUUAUGAUGCUGAUAUUGUAACUGAAAUUCCCUAAAACACAAUGUCAGGCAUCCUUAAAUGCAUACUGUUAUAUUUACAAAGUCUAUGUGAAUACCUCAUCCAGAAUUGAUGUUAUCUCCUAUUAAGCUAAAAAAAUAGGCUAUACUGAUAAGAUAUAUUAUAUAUCUUGUCAUGCUUAACUAAAUGAACAUUCUCCCUCUGAAGUAUGUAUGUGUGUAGGUUUGUGUGUAAUUUAUAUAAUAGGGACUUGAUGAACAAAUGUUGUAUGCAAUUUCAUGGCAUGGAAACUGUGUUUUUAACUUCUGUGUCUAACACUAUGUUUAUACUGAAAGAACUUUGAAAUAAUUUGUUGUAGAAUGACUUUAAAAUGUUUAAAAGUGACUUGAUUGUAAUCUGAAAACAUCAAGUUUCUGUGCGUAUGUGUGUGUGUGCAUGUAAUUGCAAUGUAAUUUAUGUGUUAUAUCACAAUAUAAGCGAUUUGCUUCUAAAUAUUUAACCUGCAGUUACUUGAUUGCUGUUAUAAAUCUUUGCAGUGUAAUUAAUCAUUAUUAUAGAUUUUAUUCUGGCAUGUUAAAGAGUACAUGCUGUAAUUAAAAAAUAAAUAAACACUUCAAUGUCUAUCUGAGAAAACCUACAUAUAAAAUUGGCAACUAAUUGCCUUUCAUUUUUAAUUAAAGCAGGACAGUUGAUUAUCUUGAGCUUUAUUUCUCUUCA
This is a messenger RNA of Misgurnus anguillicaudatus (oriental weatherfish), 3807 nucleotides long. NCBI's taxonomy places the organism in Eukaryota, Metazoa, Chordata, Actinopteri, Cypriniformes, Cobitidae. The record is from RefSeq and is a predicted model, not a curated record.